Molecule: messenger RNA, 687 nt
Organism: Arabis nemorensis
Lineage: Eukaryota; Viridiplantae; Streptophyta; Magnoliopsida; Brassicales; Brassicaceae
Source: the annotation of a GenBank genome assembly
AUGGCGACUAACGAACCAGAGCACGAGCACAGAGAGGAAGAAGAGGCCGGAGCUAACGAGGAUGAGGACACCGGAGCUCAGGUCGCUCCGAUCGUUAGGCUUGAAGAGGUUGCUGUUACUACCGGCGAGGAAGACGAAGACGCCGUUCUCGAUCUGAAAUCGAAGCUGUAUCGGUUCGAUAAGGAUGCGAAUCAGUGGAAGGAGAGAGGUGCUGGUACUGUGAAGCUCUUGAAACAUAAGACUACUGGGAAGAUUCGUCUCGUUAUGAGGCAAUCGAAAACUCUGAAGAUCUGUGCUAAUCACUUUGUUAAACCAGGCAUGAGUGUUCAGGAACACGUUGGGAACGAAAAGUCUUGUGUAUGGCACGCUCGUGACUUUGCCGAUGGGGAACUUAAAGAUGAGCUUUUCUGCAUCCGAUUUGCUUCAAUUGAGAAUUGCAAAACCUUUAUGCAAAACUUCAAGGAGGUUGCUGAAGCUGAAGAAGAGAAAGAAGAGAGCAAAGAUGCCUCAGACGCCGCUGGUCUUCUGGAGAAGUUGACCGUGGAAGAGACAAAAACUGAGGAGAAAACCGAGGAGAAACCUGUGGAGAAGGUGAAAACUGAAGUGGAAGCAGAUGAAAAGAAAAAGAGCGAGACAGAGAAAGCUGUCGAAGAAAAGAAAACUGAAGAGGCUGGUUCCUCACCUUAA